Messenger RNA from Rasamsonia emersonii CBS 393.64, 885 nucleotides. RefSeq lists its product as uncharacterized. The record is from RefSeq and is a predicted model, not a curated record. The transcript is spliced from 2 exons. Bases 1 to 885 code for a protein of 294 amino acids. NCBI's taxonomy places the organism in Eukaryota, Fungi, Ascomycota, Eurotiomycetes, Eurotiales, Trichocomaceae.
AUGCCUACCCGACUGCUGGUGGAGUCGGCAUGCCUUUUCUUGGGACAGAGUGCGUCCCGACUGGAAGGUUCCACCGCGUCCGAUGCUGGAAAUUGGUCCUUGGUUCCGGGCCGGACCGAGGGCGGUCCCGUGACUGGCGGAGAAACAAUGUUGCGGGCUGCGUGCCUGGCUGCGGGACGGAGCACUGCAGUUACUGCAGUUACUGCAGUACGCGAAGCUCGACGGCACUGCCGACGAGUCCCUAACAGCGCUAGCCUCCCCAGAGCCCCAGACUCUCGCGCUGAUUGGCGGGCCGUGAUCCUGGCCCCUGUCAGCUGGCGGCUCCUGUUGGUCCCCGCCUGGCGGUCUCUUCCCAAGCUCACCGCACACAAGCUGCGUCCUGACGGUCGAUGCCCAAGCAAGCACGCAUUACGGCCCAACUCGCUCUUAGGUACCACCUGCGCUUUUCCUGCCAGUGACCUGAACACACACCCGGCCUCUUCGAGCGACUGGUGGGUCGCUGAAACCGCCACGAUGCAGGGCUUUCCUCAGCCAGUCAGCCGGCUAGGGAAAGCCUCGCUGAGUCGCCGCUUGUCGCACAGUGCAGGGCGCGUGCAGUACGAGGAUGGAGAGGGCGGCGUCAGUCUGUUUGUGAACCCCGCCGCCAAACGAGAGCUUGCGAUCCCCACGGGUGUUUCCUCGGCUCCCAUCGAGUCUAAGGAGGGUGUCCGUUGUGCUAUGCCGUGUGCUUGCAACAUUUCGGGAUCUCUGCAUCUGCCCUCCAUCUCUCUGUCGCCUGGCUGGAGAAGGCAGCGCGGCCUUCCCGCCUGUUGCGUCCGCCGCAUCCUGCUGGAACAUGCUGGAUUCGAGGGAAAAAUCAGCCUGCCCAUGAUGCGGUCGCCCUAG